Messenger RNA from Zingiber officinale, 1404 nucleotides. Its product is annotated as patatin-like protein 2. The record is from RefSeq and is a predicted model, not a curated record. The transcript has 6 exons. NCBI's taxonomy places the organism in Eukaryota, Viridiplantae, Streptophyta, Magnoliopsida, Zingiberales, Zingiberaceae. The coding region runs from base 71 to 1309 and encodes 412 amino acids. Gene Ontology annotation, biological process: lipid metabolic process. Gene Ontology annotation, molecular function: glycerophospholipase activity; monoacylglycerol lipase activity.
GGCAACAAAACCAUUAGCAGCUAAUUAUCUCCUCAAUCUCCUCAAUCUCCUCAAUUACUAAGUUUGUUACAUGGCAGGCAGUUCGACUGCAGCCGCCUCUACCUUAAAUAACCCUCCGCCCUCUUGUGGGAAGAGGAUCACCAUUCUCAGCAUCGACGGCGGCGGGAUUCGUGGCCUCAUCCCUGCGAGGAUCAUCGAGUUUCUUGAAAAGCAACUUCAAGAGCUUGAUGGAGGAGAAGCGAGAAUAGCCCACUAUUUCGACGUGAUAUCUGGCACAAGCACCGGCGGGCUCAUCGCCACCAUGCUCGCAGCUCCCGGCGAGAACAACAAGCCACUCUUUGCCGCUGAGGAUAUCGUUGACUUCUACUUGCAAAACUCUGACAAGAUUUUUCCACAGCACAGGUCCGGAUGCCUCAAUCCAGCAUUAAAGCUGCUGGAUGCGUUCACUGGACCAAGAUACGACGGCAAGUUUCUUCAAUCCAAGAUUCAAGAACUCUUAGGCGACAAAAAACUAAGUCAAACGUUGACCAACGUUGUCAUCCCUACGUUUGACAUCAAACUUCUGCAGCCCGUCUUCUUCUCAACUUUUGAGACACAGGAUAUUCCUCUAAAGAAUGCUCUUUUAUCGGACAUCUGCAUCGGCACCUCCGCCGCCCCCACAUACCUCCCCGGCCAUUACUUUGAGACCCGGGACGAUCAAGGCAACACCAGGAGCUUCAACCUCAUCGAUGGCGGCGUAGCAGCAAAUAAUCCCACUUUAGUCGCGAUGAACCAAGUGACGAAGCAAAUUCUGAAAUCGAACAAGGAUUUCGAGUCGUAUAAACCGGUGGACUACAGUCAUUUUCUGGUGAUCUCGAUCGGGACCGGAGAACCUAAGCAGGAGGAGAGGUAUAGUGCCCAAGAGAGCGCUCGAUGGGGCUUGCUUGGGUGGUUGUACAACAGAGGGAAGACGCCCCUCGUCGACAUUUUCACGCAGGCGAGCUCGGACAUGGUGGAUAUCCAUGCAUCAGUCGUUUUCCAGGCACUGGAAUGUGAGGGCUACUACCUUCGCAUACAGGAUGAUACUUUGACUGACGUUGCGGCUUCGGUGGAUAAUUCAACGAAGGAGAACUUGAACAAUUUAGUUCGGAUUGGGGAGAAUCUUCUGGAGAAGCCGGUGUCGCGGGUGAACUUGGAGACUGGGCAAUCGGAGCCGGUGGUGGAUGGAAAGGGAGGAACGAUGUCGAACAAGGAACGGCUUGUUCAAUUUGCCAAGAAGUUGUCAAACGAAAGGAAGCGUAGGCAUGAAAAAUUGGCUUCGUCUGGGUGAUAGUUGUGUGCUUCAAUUCGAUCACCAAGAAUCAUAUAUAUAGUUGUUGUGUGCUUCUCUUUGGGACCAAAAUAUUUAAAUGGUGGCGGAUUCUA